AUGAAUAUGAUCAAAGAAGUCCGUCAGUUGAAGCGAAAAGUCAUACCGGUGUCUCUUGAGGAUUUGGAAAACUCUCAGCAGGGAAUCUUGGCACAAAAUGUCCGGAAUAAUACUGUUCGCUAUGUCGAGCUGUUUGAAGACGUGGUAGAUGACUUGCUCCUUACAAUUCCAUACACAGAAGAGCCCACAACUCCGACAGAUAUUUUAAACGUUGGAUUUGCCCGCAGACAUCGAGAAGAGCGCGCCCAAGCGCAGGAAGGAGAAGUCUCUGAUACGUACGAGUCGUACUACUUGAAGCGGCACAUGGCUCGUCGCUAUGACGUGCUCUUCACUCCCGAUACAGAAAGUAAAAACGCAGUAUACGCGAUUCGCGAUGUGGACUCCCAAAAAAUCGGCCACUACGUCACAAUCCGCGGAAUCAUCACCCGUGUCGGCGAAAUGCUCCCCAUGGUCCGCAUUGCCGCCUACGAAUGCCGCCAAUGCCACCAAGAAUGCUUCCAACGCAUCGUCCGCCGCUCCUUCACCCCGCUCAAAGUGUGUCCCAGCGAGGUGUGCAAGCGGAACCACUCCAACGGCGACCUGGUCAUGAAGCUCUCCAACUUCAAAUGGGCUCGCUACCAGGAGGUCAUUCUCCAGGAGUGCAGCGACCAGAUCCCCGCGGGACACAUCCCUCGCGUGUUGACCGUGCAGCUGCGCGACUCCGUGACCCAGUCCUGCGUCCCUGGAGACAUCGUCAGUCUGAGCGGUUGCUUCCUCCCCACGCCGUACACCGGGCUGAAGGCGCUGCGCGCGGGGCUCAUCACGGACACCUACUUCUUCGUGCACCACGUGCACCACCACAACUCCGCCGAGGACACCGCGCUGCCGCCCCAGCGCGUCGCGCGGGAGCUGAAGAAGCUCGCGCGGCGCGACGACGUGUACGAGCACCUCGCGCAGUCCCUCGCGCCCGAGAUCUUCGGUCAUCUCGACGUGAAGAAGGCGCUGCUGCUGCAGAUGGUCGGCGGAGUCACGCGCGUGACCGACGAUGGGAUGAAGAUCCGCGGGGAUAUCAAUGUGCUGCUGAUGGGCGAUCCCGGCGUGGCCAAGUCGCAGCUUUUGAAGUACAUCGCGACGGCGGCGCCGCGCGGCGUGUACACGACGGGCAAGGGGUCCUCCAGUGUGGGAUUAACCGCGGGAGUGAUGCGGGAUCCCGACACGGACGAGCUGAAAGUGGAGGGCGGCGCGCUGAUUCUGGCGGACACAGGGAUCUGCUGCAUCGAUGAGUUCGACAAGAUGAGCGAGGGCGAUCGCACGUCCAUCCACGAGGUGAUGGAGCAGCAGACGGUCUCGCUGAGCAAGGCCGGCAUCCAGACCACGCUGAACGCGCGCGUGUCGCUGCUGUGCGCGGCCAAUCCGCUGUUCGGCCGGUACAACCCCAAGAAGACGCCCGGGGAGAACAUCAACCUCCCCACCGCGCUGUUCUCGCGCUUCGACCUGCUCUUCCUCAUCCUGGACAAGCCGAACCGCGAGCUGGACCGCGAGCUGGCCGAGCACAUCGCGUACGUGCACAAGAACGGCGAGAGCGAGGAGCAGGCGGCCGCCGUGCCGCUGGAGAUUCUCCGCGCGUACAUCGCCGAGGCGAAGCGGCACGAGCCGUUCGUUCCCGCGGAACUGAUCCCGUAUAUCGCGGAUACGUACGUGAACAACCGGCAGAUCGACGCGCGGACCGCGGAGAAGAACGGCGAGCUCACGUCGAUGACGGCGCGGCAGCUGCUGGCGACGCUGCGGCUGGCGCAGGCGCACGCGAAGGUGCACUGGCGCGACGAGGUGACGGCGGGGGACGUGGACGAGGCGCUGCGGCUGGUGUAUAUGAGCAAGGCGUCGGUGCUGGAGUCGGAAGAACCGUCGAACCGGAGGGAGGAUGUGCUGUCGGUGGUGUAUGCGGUGGUGAGGGAGCUGUUCGUGGGGAAGGGAGUGGACGUGAUGGACGUGGGGGAGGUGGAGAGGUUUGUGAUGCGGAAGGGAUUCUCACAGAUCCAGCUGGAGGAGUGUAUUCAGCAUUACUCGGAUAUUAAUGUGUGGAUGCUCACGGAUGAUAAUUCGAGACUGGCGUUUGUUUGGAAUGUUUGUUGGAAUCAGUUUUUUGUAAUUGUGGGCAGUAGUGCGAAGAUGUCAGUGGAUAUCAACGUUGAAGCGCUCUCGGACGAGUUGAAGCUGGAGGGAAACAAGUUAUUUGCCGAGAAUCGAUUUAGCGAAGCUUGUGAGAAGUACACCGAGGCAAUCAAUAUCUGCCCUACCGCGAUUCUCUAUGGUUCCGUCCUUGUGAAGUUUCUGAUCCCUAGCAAACCGCUCCUUUUGCUACCUGAAAAUGGAGUAUGCGGGUGA
Molecule: messenger RNA, 2364 nt
Organism: Blastocystis hominis
Lineage: Eukaryota; Bigyra; Opalinata; Blastocystidae
Exons: 11
Coding region: 1-2364 (787 amino acids)
Biological process (GO): DNA replication; double-strand break repair via break-induced replication; DNA strand elongation involved in DNA replication
Cellular component (GO): MCM complex; nucleus
Molecular function (GO): ATP hydrolysis activity; single-stranded DNA binding; ATP binding
Source: RefSeq, a predicted model, not a curated record